Pelobates cultripes (western spadefoot toad) is the source of this 618-nucleotide messenger RNA. Lineage: Eukaryota; Metazoa; Chordata; Amphibia; Anura; Pelobatidae. The record is from the annotation of a GenBank genome assembly.
AUGGCGCCCGCCCCGAACUCACCAACCAGCAUCCACGAGGCAGCAGACUGCCAGCCCCGAUCGGGAGAUUGUGAACAACUGCUCUACCACCGAGGGGACCUCAAAGCCUACAUAGCCAGGAUGAUCUCCAAAAGCACACAGGAGUUCACGGCCGAAGUGUGGGGAUGGGACAACGCACGGCACCUCUCGAAGAGCGGGUGGAGACGCUGGCAGAUGCACAUAAUACACUGGCUGACUGCACCACAGACCUGCGUAGAUGGGUCAAGACCUGGAGGAAGUCGUGGAGGACCUCUCCAACCAAUCCCACCACUACAACCUGUGCCUGCAAGGGAUCCCAGAGGAGGUGGGGAAGGACAGCCUACAAAAGCUUGUGCUGGGCCUACUUUGCCCACUGGCCCUAUAAUAUACAGGACAGACGCUGGGAGUUGGACAGCAUCCACAGGGCCUUGCGCUAUUGACGCCUGGAUGAAGAAAAUCCCAGGGACGUCUUUAUGUGCACUACUACUACUACUACUUCACCACAAAGGCGGCAGUCCUUGGGGGGCGACUCGACCCGGACUCCCGUGGUCACAUGGACUGGGGGGACAAGACAAGCUCCUCCACAAUUAUUAUCAAUAA